GCUUUGAGGAAGUUCCACGUCACAUUUGCCUGCCGUGCUAUGAACUCAGGCGAAUAACACAUCAGACUCUCAGUGGAUGAUUUAAAUAUUUGCCACUGAAGGCGACCAAAAGCAGCGAACGCAAACAUGCCUCUUAGGCUGGACAUCAAGCGUAAGCUCACGGCUCGAUCUGACCGUGUUAAAAGCGUAGACCUUCAUCCAACCGAGCCAUGGAUGCUGGCCAGUUUGUACAACGGCAGCGUUUGUGUCUGGAACCACGAAACACAAACUCUGGUUAAGACGUUUGAAGUCUGUGAUCUGCCUGUAAGAGCCGCCAAGUUUGUGGCCAGGAAAAAUUGGGUCAUAACCGGUGCAGAUGACAUGCAGAUUCGCGUCUUCAACUAUAACACACUAGAGCGAGUGCACAUGUUUGAGGCUCACUCAGAUUACAUUCGCUGCAUUGCUGUGCACCCUACCCAGCCCUAUAUCCUCACGAGCAGUGAUGACAUGCUGAUAAAGCUGUGGGACUGGGAGAAGAAAUGGUCCUGCAGUCAGGUAUUCGAGGGCCACACACACUACGUCAUGCAGAUUGUCAUCAACCCUAAAGACAACAACCAAUUCGCAAGUGCAUCGUUGGACAGAACCAUCAAGGUUUGGCAGCUGGGCUCCUCCUCUCCUAACUUCACUCUUGAGGGCCACGAUAAGGGAGUGAACUGCAUUGAUUAUUACAGUGGAGGAGAUAAACCCUACCUUAUAUCAGGAGCUGAUGACAGACUGGUCAAGAUUUGGGACUAUCAGAAUAAAACAUGUGUACAGACUCUUGAGGGUCAUGCCCAGAAUGUGUCCUGUGUAAACUUCCACCCGGAGCUACCAAUCAUUAUCACUGGAUCAGAGGAUGGCACAGUUCGGAUCUGGCAUUCUAGCACCUAUCGUUUAGAAAGUACCCUGAACUAUGGUAUGGAGCGAGUGUGGUGUGUGUCCGGCCUGCGGGGCUCCAACAGUGUGGCACUGGGCUAUGAUGAAGGCAGCAUCAUUAUUAAGCUUGGUCGUGAGGAGCCAGCCAUGUCAAUGGAUACCAGUGGAAAGAUCAUCUGGGCCAAGCAUUCAGAGAUUCAGCAGGCUAACCUCAAAGCCAUGGGUGAUGCUGAGAUCAAGGAUGGAGAGAGGCUGCCACUGGCAGUAAAGGACAUGGGCAGCUGUGAGAUCUACCCUCAAACUAUCCAGCACAAUCCUAAUGGCAGGUUUGUUGUGGUGUGUGGAGAUGGAGAGUACAUCAUAUAUACUGCAAUGGCUCUAAGAAACAAGAGCUUUGGAUCAGCACAGGAGUUUGUGUGGGCCCAUGACUCAUCGGAGUACGCAAUUCGGGAAAGCAGCAGUGUAGUAAAGAUCUUCAAAAACUUCAAGGAGAAAAAGUCUUUCAAGCCAGACUUUGGAGCAGAAGGUAUCUAUGGUGGUUUCUUACUGGGUGUCCGAUCAGUGAACGGCUUGGCUUUCUAUGACUGGGAUAAUACAGAGCUGAUUCGUCGCAUUGAGAUCCAGCCCAAACAUAUUUUCUGGUCAGACUCUGGAGAGCUGGUGUGUAUUGCCACAGAGGAGUCUUUUUUUAUACUGCGCUAUAUGUCGGAGAAAGUUGCCACAUCACAGGAGUCAAAUGAGGGAGUUACUGAAGAUGGCAUUGAAGAUGCUUUUGAGGUCCUGGGAGAGAUUCAGGAGGUGGUUAAGACCGGUCUGUGGGUGGGAGAUUGUUUCAUCUACACCAGUUCAGUCAACCGACUCAACUACUUUGUUGGAGGGGAGAUUGUCACCAUUGCUCACCUUGACAGAACCAUGUACCUGCUGGGAUACAUUCCUAAAGACGACCGUCUUUACCUGGGUGAUAAGGAGCUGAAUAUUGUCAGUUACUCUCUUCUGGUGUCUGUGCUGGAGUACCAGACAGCUGUCAUGCGCAGGGACUUCGGCAUGGCAGACAAAGUGUUGCCCACCAUCACAAAAGAACAGCGAACCAGGGUUGCCCACUUCCUGGAAAAACAGGGGUUCAAGCAACAGGCUUUGGCUGUCUCCACAGAUCCAGAGCACAGGUUUGAGCUGGCGCUACAGUUAGGAGAGCUCAAGAUUGCAUACCAGCUUGCAGUAGAAGCUGAGUCGGAACAGAAAUGGAAGCAGUUGGCAGAGUUGGCCAUCAGCAAGUGCCAAUUUGGCUUGGCACAGGAGUGCCUCCAUCAUGCGCAGGACUAUGGAGGACUGCUGCUGCUGGCAACUGCAUCUGGCAACGCUUCUAUGGUUGCCAAGCUUGCUGAGGGGGCGGAGCGUGAUGGCAAAAACAAUGUUGCCUUCAUGACCUACUUCCUGCAGGGAAAACUGGACAACUGUUUGGAACUUCUAAUAAGGACCAAUCGUCUACCAGAAGCAGCAUUUCUUGCUCGCACAUAUCUGCCUAGCCAAGUGUCCAGGGUGGUUAAGCUGUGGAGAGAGAGCUUGUCUAAAGUAAAUCAGAAAGCAGCAGAGUCUCUGGCAGACCCCACAGAGUAUGAGAACUUGUUCCCUGGGCUGAGAGAGGCCUUUGUGGCAGAGCAGUACCUAAGGGAGACCUGUCUCGGACAAACUAGACCUGCCACUGACUACCCAUUGAUCACGCCCAAUGAAGAAAGGAACGUGCUGGAGGAAGCCAGUGGUUAUGAACCCAAAGGCAUCUUCCCCACUCCCACACAGCAGGUGAAGGACACAGAAGAAGAAGCCCCAUCAGUGGGUGUUUUAGCUUCAGUGAUGGCAGCUGUCUCAGCUCCAGUAGUUGCAGCAGUCUCUUCCUUGAGUUCUGCUGAAUCCCAGCCUGCUCAGAAGGUUGAGGAGAAGACAGAAGAAGAGACUCUCAAGAUUUCAGCCGCAGAACAGAAGGUUAUUGAUGAACUGGAGGACGAUUUGGAUAACUUGGAUCUGGAUGACAUUGACGCCACAGACGUUAAUCUGGAUGAUGACUUCUUAGAUGACUAAACCACCAGCCCUGAAGCAUUGAGUUUAUUUAAGUGACCAAACACCCCCCCCUUCCCACCCCCUCUUUUUUUUUUUUUUUUUUUUUUCCCCUUCCUACAGAGCAAGGCAAGUGUGGACUGGGCUGAAUAUGAAUGUGUUUUGAGACGUAGCACAAAUGGAAAAAGAAGAAAUAAGUGUUAUUGAUUCUGAAUUUUUUCUGGACCUACAAUUUACAUUUUACCCCUACACCAACUUAUACAUUGAUUCUCGUGUGUUCUGUCAUGAUAAAUCAUGGUGUCUUUAUUCAUAAUAAAGACUACUAUGCUUACAAUAACUGGUCCUGUCAUAAUACUAAAUUGUUCUCUGUACUGCAGGUGUUCUGCAUUGAUUCUACCAUCAGAAAUUGUUUUAUUUUACAUUUUUAGACAUUGUUAUAUAUACAGUAUCUUCUAGGAACCUGCCAUUAGCUUCCUCCCAUUUUCCAACAGAGGAUGUGCGCACACAAAAAAGGGUGAUUUACAGUGGCAAAAAAAAUAUGAGAACCCUUUGGAAUUACUUGCAUUUCUGUGUUAAUUAUUCACAAAAUUUAGUCUGAUCUCUAAUACUUUAAACUAAUGAACACAAUCUGCUUAAAGGGAUAGUUCACUCAAAAAUGAAAAUUCUCUCAUCAUUUAACUUCAUGCCAUCCCAGAUGUGUAUGACUUUCUUCUGCUGAACACAAAGAUUUUUAGAAGAAUAGCUCACCUCUGUAGGUCCAUACAAUGAAAGUGAAUGGUGGCCAGAACUCUGAAAGUCCAAAUAUCACAUAAAGGCAUCAUAAAAGUAUCCAAAAGACUAGUGGUUUAAUCAAUGUCUUCUGAAGCGAUCCAAAUGGUUUUGGGUGAGAACAGACAAAAAUGUACUCUUUUUCACUAUAAAUAUUCCCAAUGCAGUCUCUAGGCACGAUCAUGAUUUCAAGCUCUAUUACACUUCCUAAAUUGUCAUCCAGCACUCUGCGCAUGCGUCAAGGACUAGGAAGUGUAAUCGAGCAUAAAAAUCUAGAGACUGCGUUGGGAAGAUGUACAGUAAAAAAUUUGUUAUAUUUUGAGUUGUUCUCACCCAAAGCUGAUUGGAUCACUUCAGAAGACAUUGAUUAAACCACUGGAGCCAUAUGGAUUACUUUUGCGAAGCCUUUGUGUUAUUUGUACCUUCAGAGUUCUGGACACUUAUUUUUUGAUUGUGCUAACCAACAGAGCUGAGAUGUUCUUUUAACAAUCUUAAUUUGUGUUCUGCAGAAGAAGAAAAAAGUCAUACACAUCUGGGAUGGCAUUAAGGUGAGAAAUAAUUGUAGUUUUCAUAUCUUUAUUGGACAUGUUUAAUUUUUCUCUGUCAAUUCUGGAAAAAAGUAUGUGAACCUUGUAUCAAAUAACUGGUAGAAGCAACUUUUGCAGCAUAACCUCCACCAGACAUUUCCUGUAGCUCUUGAUCAGCCUUGUAUAUCACUGAGGAAUUUUACACCAUUCUUCUCUUCAAAUAUAUUUUGGUUUAUUCAUAUUUUUUGGAAUUUCUUGCAUGAACAGCACUAUUCAGAUCAUGCCACAACAUGCCAUUUGGACUCUUGACUUGGCCAUUCCAAAACAUGAAUUCCUUCCUCUUUAAACAUUCUGUUGUUGAUUUGUCUCCAUAAAGUCAGUAAAAUAUAAAACGAUCUAAACUUUUAAUGAAAAAAAUAAAAAUAAACAUGGUAUCUAUUACAUUUCUCAAUGCUGGCUAGGAUGGGCCAAUCACAAUCGUUUAUUAUUACUGGAUGAGGAUUUUAUUUUAUUUUUUUUUAUUUUUUUGUAGUUUUAUAAAUUGGGGCGGAUUUCCAUUCAUAGGCAUGAAUCCUUGCAAUUAUCAGUUUUAGUAAAAUGAACUAUCCAGUGUAAAAUGUCUGCAAUAAAAUAUAAAUGUGCUGUGAUUUAAAUGCUGAUGCAUGGAGGAUUUAUUUUUCAGAACGUAAUGCAUUCCCUGCAGGAAUAACAUGUGUCUUGUAAGACAGUUAGUGACAAUAUGUGCAAUUUCGAUCUGUUGGUCAGUUCCCCACUCAAAACUACCAUAUGAAUUUUGAAAACAUGGGAUAUAUCAUAUGAGUCAUAUGUGGAUUUGUUAAAGGCAUCCAUAGAAAUUAUCAGUUGUUGCUUUCUGGGUGAGGAAAUCAGCAGACAGGUAUUUCAGAUGAGCAGGCAAGAAUUGUAAUUUUUUUGAAAGGGUUAAUGUUUCUGAAUGAAACCUUAUUGUAAAUAAAUGAUACACAAAGGAUAUAUUUAAGAGUAUGCAAUGAAAAUAACUUUCAAUUUAUCUGUGCACUAAUUUGAAUUGUUAUUAUGUAUUUGUUGUAAUGAAACAAUAUUUUGAUCAUAAAUGCA
Molecule: messenger RNA, 5333 nt
Organism: Xyrauchen texanus (razorback sucker)
Lineage: Eukaryota; Metazoa; Chordata; Actinopteri; Cypriniformes; Catostomidae
Gene: copb2
Product: COPI coat complex subunit beta 2
Exons: 22
Coding region: 127-2967 (946 amino acids)
Biological process (GO): retrograde vesicle-mediated transport, Golgi to endoplasmic reticulum; intra-Golgi vesicle-mediated transport; endoplasmic reticulum to Golgi vesicle-mediated transport
Cellular component (GO): COPI vesicle coat
Molecular function (GO): structural molecule activity; protein binding
Source: RefSeq, a predicted model, not a curated record